This is a messenger RNA of Jaminaea rosea, 6931 nucleotides long. Its product is annotated as putative glutamate synthase. The transcript is spliced from 2 exons. The record is from RefSeq and is a predicted model, not a curated record. Lineage: Eukaryota; Fungi; Basidiomycota; Exobasidiomycetes; Microstromatales. The coding region runs from base 323 to 6823 and encodes 2166 amino acids. Gene Ontology annotation, molecular function: flavin adenine dinucleotide binding; iron ion binding; iron-sulfur cluster binding.
CAGCCUCGUACCUUCUUCUUGCCUUUUCCCUCUUUCCUAGUCGCACAACUACCUAUCCCCUUCACCCGCGACCCAUACCAACGACUCGCCACAACCGCCACCAGCGAUCUCGAAAGGAGAGGCCUCGUCGUCUCUAAGACGCUGGACGCCCUACUGCGACACUCGACUCAUCACCACCUCGCCACACCCGCGCGCGCAUCCAUCCGCAUCGUCACAUAAGCUUCCCUAUAGAUCGCCAGCCAGCAACGAGCCCGCGCGAACGAUACCAAACACCGCCCUAGCAUCACUCGUCUUUAAUUCACGCCACGCCACACUAGCAACCAUGGCUCGCAGCCCCGUCAUCCGUACCAUUGAGAAGGAGCCAGCCCUCAUGCCAGUUCCCGAGGACUCCGAGGAGGCCACCUCGUCGCAGUCAUUCUGGGAGAGCGGCUUCGAGGACGUCGAGAGGUCCGGCGACUACUGGGCAGGCUCGCUCCCCGCUGCCCAGGGCCUCUACGACCCCGAGAAUGAAAAGGACUCCUGCGGUGUAGGUUUCAUGUGCCACAUCAAGGGAAAGCCAGCACACAAGAUUGUCUCCGACGCAAAGGCGUUGCUCUGCAACAUGACCCACCGCGGUGCCGUCGGCGCAGACGCUCGUGAUGGUGAUGGUGCAGGUGUCAUGACGGGCAUCCCAGACGCCUUCUUCAGGCGUGAGGCUGAGAGGGACAUUGGCGUCAAGCUGCCCGCUCAGGGUCAGUACGCAUCGGGCAAUUUGUUCUUCGACCCAAAGGACGAGGACAAGAGAAAGAAGCAGAUUGCCACCUUUGAGAAGCUCGCCUCGGACCUUCACCUUCGCGUCCUUGGCUGGCGUGAGGUGCCAGUAGACAACUCCAUCUUGGGCCCAGCCUCACUCAGCAAGGAGCCCGUCAUCCUCCAGCCUUUCGUUGUCCUCACCGACCACUUUGGCAAGACGUCGACCGAGUGCGAGAACCCGCAGGCCGACUUCAAUCACCAGUACUUUGGCCGCCAGCUCUACGUGCUCCGCAAGUCGGCCACGCACACGCUGGGCCUGCAGAACUGGUUCUACGUCUGCUCCCUCUCCCCCUCGAACAUCGUCUACAAGGGUCAACUCUCGCCGCGCCAGGUCUACGACUUCUACCACGAUCUCAACCACGCAUUCUACGCCUCGCACUUUGCUCUCGUCCACUCGCGCUUCUCGACCAACACUUUCCCCUCGUGGGACCGCGCUCAGCCUAUGCGUUGGGCUGCCCACAACGGUGAGAUCAACACGAUCCGAGGAAACAAGAACUGGAUGCGUGCACGAGAGGGUCAGCUGCGAUCCGAGACUUUCGGUGACGAGCUCGACAUGCUUUACCCCAUCGUCGAGAACGGCGGUUCCGACUCGGCUGCCUUCGACAAUGUCCUCGAGCUCCUCGUCGUCAACAACGUCAUCACGCUCCCCGAGGCCGUCAUGAUGAUGGUGCCCGAGGCAUGGCAGGGCAACGAGCACGAGAUGGAGCCCGCCAAGGUCGCCUUCUACCAGUGGGCCGCCUGUUUGAUGGAGCCGUGGGACGGACCUGCCCUCUUCACCUUUGCCGACGGCCGCUACUGCGGUGCCAACCUCGACCGUAAUGGUCUGCGCCCGUGCCGAUACUGCAUCACUGAUGAUGACAUCAUGGUCUGCGCUUCCGAGACGGGUGCCGUCACCAUUGCUCCCGAGCGCAUCCUCGCCAAGGGUCGCCUGCAGCCCGGCAAGAUGCUCCUCGUCGACACCAUCGAGGGCCGCGUCAUCGACGACCGCGAGCUCAAGCUCACGACCGCCAAGAAGGCCGACUUUGCCGCCUGGAUCGAGUCGCAGCUGUUGCGCCUGCCCGAAGUUAUCAGCACCGUCAGCCGUCGCAGCAACAUUGCGCCCAAGCUCGUCGAUGUGCCCCUGAGCACCGACCCGAGACUCCUCGCCUUUGGCUACACAUCUGAGCAGAUUUCGAUGCUCAUGCUGCCCAUGGUCGCCGACGGCAAGGAAGCGCUUGGCUCAAUGGGCAACGACGGGGCCCUCGCCUGCUUGGCCAAUGCUCCUCGCCUUACGUAUGACUACUUCCGUCAGCUCUUUGCUCAGGUCACCAACCCUCCCAUCGACCCCAUCCGCGAGGCAGUCGUCAUGUCCCUCGUCCAGUACGUGGGCCCCGAGGGCAACAUCCUCGAGAUGCGCCCCGACCAGUGCCACCGCUUGUUGCUCGAGUCGCCCAUCCUCGGCCUGCGUGAGAUGAAUGCGCUCAAGCAGAUGGACAAGGCUCACCCUGACUGGCCUGCUCAGGUCAUCGACAUCACAUUCGACAAGAGCGAGGGCAUCGACGGUUACACUCGCGCCCUCGACCGCAUCUCGACGGAGUCUUCGCAGGCUAUCCGUGACGGCUACAAGAUCGUCGUCCUCUCAGACCGCAAUGUUGGCCCUGAGCGCGUCGCCAUCUCCUCCCUCGUCGCGUGCGGUGGUGUGCACCACCACUUGAUCCGCAACAAGGACCGUUCCAAGGUUGCCCUCAUCGUCGAGACGGCCGAGGCCCGCGAGGUUCACCACUUCUGUGUACUCGUCGGAUACGGUGCCGACGCCAUUUGCCCCUGGCUCGCAAUCGAGGCCAUGUACCGCGUCGCCGCCGAGGGUCUCCUCAAGACGGAGAUGAGCGACGAGGAGCUCAUCAAGAACUACAAGAAGUCCGUUGACGGCGGUAUCCUCAAGACGAUGUCCAAGAUGGGUAUCUCGACGCUCCAGUCGUACAAGGGUGCGCAAAUCUUUGAGGCUCUCGGCCUCGACUCGUCCGUCGUUGACCGCUGCUUUGCCGGCACCGCCUCGCGCAUCGCUGGCUCCACGUUCGACCUCCUCGCCAUGGACGCCCUCGAGUUCCACGAGCGUGGCUACCCCAGCCGCGACACGAUCAGCGUGCCCGGCCUGCCCGAGUCUGGCGAGUACCACUGGCGCGAUGGCGGAGACGCCCACGUCAACGACCCCGUCUCCAUUGCCAAUCUGCAAGACGCCGCUCGCGAGAAGAACCAGACUGCCUGGGACGCUUACUCCAAGAGCGCUACCGAGUCGGUUCGCGGCACCUGCCUGCGUGGUCUCCUUGACUUCCGCUUCGAGGAGGUGCGCCCCAUCCCCGUCGACCAGGUUGAGCCGUGGACCGAGAUCGUCCAGCGCUUCGCCACGGGUGCCAUGUCGUACGGCUCCAUCUCGAUGGAGGCCCACUCGGCGCUUGCGAUCGCGAUGAACCGUCUUGGCGGCAAGUCCAACACCGGAGAAGGAGGAGAGGACGCCGAGCGCUCGAUCCCUCUGCCCAACGGCGACUCGUUGCGCUCCAAGAUCAAGCAGAUUGCCUCUGGCCGCUUCGGUGUCACGUCGUCUUACCUCGCCGACUCUGACCAGCUUCAGAUCAAGAUGGCCCAGGGUGCCAAGCCCGGAGAGGGUGGUGAGCUGCCCGGCCACAAGGUCUCGCCCUCGAUUGCCAAGACGCGUCACUCGACGGCUGGCGUCGGUCUCAUCAGCCCUCCUCCUCACCACGACAUUUACUCCAUCGAGGACUUGAAGCAGCUCAUCUACGACCUCAAGUGCGCCAACCCUCGCGCUCAGGUCUCCGUCAAGCUCGUCUCAGAGGUCGGCGUCGGUGUCGUCGCCGCGGGUGUCUCCAAGGCCAAGGCAGACCACAUUGUCAUCUCUGGCCACGACGGUGGUACAGGUGCCGCUCGAUGGUCGUCGAUCAAGUACGCUGGUGGUCCCUGGGAGCUCGGUCUCGCCGAGGCUCACCAGACGCUCGUCCUCAACGACUUGCGUGGCCGUGUCACGGUUCAGACGGACGGUCAGCUCCGCACCGGUCGCGAUGUCGCCAUUGCCUGCAUGCUGGGCGCCGAGGAGUUCGGUUUCGCCACCACUGCCCUCAUUGCCCUUGGCUGCAUCAUGAUGCGCAAGUGCCACGUCAACACCUGCCCUGUCGGUAUCGCCACUCAGGACCCCGUCCUCCGUGAGAAGUUCGCCGGCGAGCCCGAGCACGUCAUCAACUUCUUCUACUACCUGUCGGAGGAGCUGCGUGGCAUCAUGGCCAAGCUCGGUAUCCGCACCGUCAACGAGCUCGUCGGUCGCUCUGACCUGCUCAAGAAGAACACCAAGGUCGCCAUGUCGCCCAAGAUGCAGUCCAUCGAUCUGUCGCCCCUGCUCAAGCCCGCUCACAAGAUGCGCCCUGGCGCUGCUACGUUCAAGAUGCGCCAGCAGGACCACCGUCUGUACACUCGACUUGACAACAAGCUCAUCGAGGAGGCCGAGCCCGCUCUCACCGAGGGCCUGCCCGUGCAGAUCGACUGCGAGGUCGUCAACACCGACCGCGCUCUCGGAGCCACGCUCUCGUACAAGGUCUCGAAGCUCUACGGCGAGGAGGGUCUCAACCGCGACACGAUCCACGUCAACGCCAAGGGCAGCGCUGGUCAGUCGCUCGGUGCCUUCUUGGCCCCCGGCAUCACCAUCGAGCUCGAGGGCGACGCCAACGACUACGUCGGCAAGGGCAUGUCUGGCGGCCGCAUCAUCGUCUACCCGCCAAAGGGCUCGGCAUUCAAGGCUUCGGAGAACAUCAUCGUCGGCAACGUCUGCCUCUACGGUGCCACCUCGGGCAAUGCCUACUUCAAUGGUAUCGCCGCCGAGCGCUUCGCUGUCCGCAACUCGGGUGCCCAUGCCGUCGUCGAGGGUGUCGGUGACCACGGCUGUGAGUACAUGACGGGCGGACGAGUCGUCAUUCUCGGCCCUACUGGUCGCAACUUUGCCGCCGGUAUGUCCGGAGGUAUCGCCUACGUUCUCGACAUGCACCGCGACUUUUCGUACAAGUGCAACCCGGAGACGGUCGAGCUUGGCCCCAUCAAGGACCCCGCCGAGAUUGCAGAGCUGCGCAACCUCAUCGAGAAUCACCGCCACUACACCGACUCCUCGGUCGCUGCGGCCGUGCUGCGCGACUUUGCCCACCUCCUGCCCCGCUUCGUCCGCGUCAUGCCCGUUGACUACAAGCGUGUCCUCGAGGAGGAGGCCGCCAAGGCCGCCGCCGAGAAGAAGCGCAACAGCCACGUCGACCUCCUUGGCACGCUCUCGCGCCACGGCUCGCAGGUCGACGUCUCGCUCAAGGACGACGACAAGGCGUCUGACAUUGACGUCGGCUCUGGCAACGUGCGCGACAAGGCUGAGCCUGCUGUUUUGGACCUCGAGGACUCGAUGGUCGACGAUGAGACGGCCAAGGCUCGCAUGGGCAAGCUCGACAAGUCGCGCGGCUUCAUCAAGUACCGCCGUCUUGCAGAGCACUACCGCAACCCGGCCAAGCGCGUCAAGGACUUCAAGGAGCUCUCCACUCGUCUCACCGAGAACGAGCUCAAGCAGCAGACGUCGCGCUGCAUGGAUUGUGGUGUGCCGUUCUGCCAGUCCGACACGGGCUGCCCCAUCUCAAAUGUCAUCCCCAAGUGGAACGACCUCGUCUUCAAGGGUCAGUGGCAGGACGCUCUCAACAAGCUGCUCCUUACCAACAACUUCCCCGAGUUCACUGGUCGCGUCUGCCCCGCUCCCUGCGAAUCUGCUUGCGUCCUUGGCAUCAUCGAGCAGCCCGUUGGUAUCAAGUCGAUCGAGUGCGCCAUCAUCGACAAGGGAUGGGAGAUGGGCUGGAUGGUCCCUCGCCCCCCUCAGGUUCGCACGGGCAAGACGGUCGCCAUCAUUGGCUCUGGCCCCGCCGGUCUCUCUGCCGCUGACCAGCUCAACCGCGCUGGCCACUCGGUCACCGUCUACGAGCGCGCCGACAAGAUUGGUGGCCUCCUCUACUACGGUAUCCCCAAUAUGAAGCUCGACAAGAACGUCGUCGCUCGCCGUGUCCAGCUCAUGGCUGACGAGGGCGUCCAAUUCGUCACGUCCGUCGAAGUCGGCAAGGACCUCGACGCCGCCCAGCUGCACCAGCAGAACGAUGCCGUCGUCUUUGCCACGGGUGCCACCUGGCCGCGCGACCUCAAGCUCCCCGGCCGCGAUGCAGACGGCGUCGCCUUUGCCAUGUCCUACCUCACCUCUGCGACCAAGUGCGUCGACAAGGGCCUCACCGACGCUGCCAUCAACGAGCACAUGGCCGGUCUCAACCCGGCAGGCAAGCACGUAGUCGUCAUCGGUGGUGGUGACACGGGCAACGACUGUAUCGGCACCUCGGUCCGCAUGGGCGCUGCGUCGGUCACCAACCUCGAGCUCCUCCCUCAACCUCCCGAGGCUCGCGCUCGUGACAACCCUUGGCCUCAGUACGCCCGCAUCUUCCGUACCGACUAUGGUCACACGGAGGUGACGGACCGCUUCGGUAAGGACCCGAGGCGUUACUGCACCACGACGAAGGAGUUCGUCAAGGAUGCUGAGGGCAAGCUGGUGGCUCUGAAGAUUGCUCGUGUUGACUGGCAGAAGGACAAGAGUGGCAAGUGGAACAUGGGACUCAUUGAAGGCUCUGAGGAAGAGAUCCCAUGCAACAUUUGUCUCCUCGCCAUGGGCUUUUUGGGCCCCACUCCCGAAUGCCACCUCCCAGGUCUCGACCUCGACGGAAGGUCGAACAUUGCUGCACCAUUUGAUGGUCCACGAGCAUUCCAGACGAACCUGGACCGCGUAUGGGCUUGUGGCGAUGCACGUCGUGGACAGAGUCUCGUGGUUUGGGCUAUCUCGGAGGGCCGCCGCCUGGCUGCGUCGCUGGACAAGCAUUUGCAGGGAAAUACUAGGCUGCCGUGGGCUGGUGGUAUUCCUCAACGUUCCUGGGCCGCAUACAAGGCCGGGGCGCCUACGGGAAAGGCGAUUGCUGCGCAGGCGGCUUGAGUUGAGGAGAUGUAGAGGAUAGACGGAAGAGGUGGUUCCGAGUCGUGUUUCUCUUGCGGUUCGCUGUCGUGUUUGUCUUGUUUCGGAAAUUGAAGAAAAGUUUAACGC